This is a messenger RNA of Serendipita indica DSM 11827, 1020 nucleotides long. The record is from the annotation of a GenBank genome assembly. NCBI's taxonomy places the organism in Eukaryota, Fungi, Basidiomycota, Agaricomycetes, Sebacinales, Serendipitaceae.
AUGAAGGCUAGUGAGGAGGAAAGCUCAAAAGCCAAAGAACUGUUGCAAACAGAAAUUUCGAAUGCAUCUCAGCGAAUCUCUCAACUCGAGGGCGAUUCAAAUUUGGUCCUCGCUUUGCUCGAUGGCGACGGGUACAUUUUCACUAAAGAGCUUUUGUCUCAAGGAGAAUCUGGUGGAAGGGAAGCUGCUUCGAGGCUCAGUACCGGAAUUCUCCAUCAUCUUCGUGAACAACCCAAUUUCCCAUCAAACCCUAUUCUAUGGACCAUGAUAUUCCUGUCCAAGGAUCGUCUGGAGCACGUACUUUCCAAAUCCGACACCUGUAAUCCACAUCAAUUUAAGCACUUCAUCAAGGGUUUUUCUCAAGCGCACCCGCUAUUUUCAUUUGUAGAAGUCGGACUCUCCAAGGAAGCAGCGGACUAUAAAAUAAAAGGAAAGCUUACAAGCCAGUUGAGGCAAUCAACUGACAAUCAAGUAGAUCACAUGAACAAAUUUAUUGGAAUACACAAGGUUUACAAGGUCGUCGUUGGAGUCGACCAUGACAACGGUUAUAGUGCAGCCAUAGCUGCAGAACUCACUGCUGGCUUCAAAGAGAAGUUGAUUCUCCUGAGAGCUCAUAACGUCGUUGCCCGCGACAUUUCGUCCCUUACUCUCACUACAUUCAGCAUCGAUGGUCUCUUUAUGCCUGACAAAAUUACCAUUUGUGACACGUCCUCGCCACGUAUUGUUGACAACUAUAACCAGAAUAGCCUGGGUCUAGUCCCCGAAAGUUUACCCUCCCGACUCGCUGCACACAAUAAUCCUGGCAAUGGUUCUUCGACAACUUCGAGUCCACGAACGAGAGAGGCGAAAUUACCUAAACUUGAUCCACCAGCAUGCAAUCUGUUCUAUAUAACUGGAAAAUGCAAUAACAUUGAGAAAUGCAAAUUUGGUCAUUACUACCAACUUUCGGAUGCGCAGAUCAAGCAGCUCGCUACUGGGGCCAAAAAGCAACCGUGCAAAUACAUGAAUGAAGGCAAGUAG